AUGGCGAUAACCGUAUACGACGCUUGCACGGAGAGGACAAAAACCCCCAAAUUCCUCUUUAUUAACGAUCAUGCCACCACCACCACCACCUCCUCCUCUUCUUCUUCCCCAUUCCUCAACCUCGCCGCCACUUUCCGCGACAACAUCAGAUCUUUCCUCCGUGAAUACGCCGAGAUUGAAGAUUACACCAUCGAUGGCAACACCGUCUCUUGUAUCUUCCUUGCCAGCCAAGCAACCGGCGUCGUCUUCCCUCUUUACAUCGUCGAUGAACAAAUCUCUGAUUCCUCUCCAAACCCUCUUUGCGAUUUCUGUAGAUGCGUUGGUUGGGGUCAUCACUAUGUAUCGAAGAGGAGAUAUCAUAUGAUAAUCCCAAAGAGUGAUGAAUGGAACAAUCCAUUGACUACACAAAGCUUGAAGCUUUCUUCACAUCUGAUGCAUGGUUUGAUCCAUUGCAAUGGGUUUGGUCAUUUGCUCUGUAUCAACGCUGAUGAUGAUCUCUCUGGUGAUCAAGUCAUGGACUUUUGGGAUCGUCUUUGCACUACUCUUCGUACUAGGAAGAUCUCUUUGGAUGAUACAUCCAAGAAGGGAUCUAUUGAUCUGAGGCUGCUCCAUGGUGUUGCAUAUGGUCGACCAUGGUUUGGGAAAUGGGAUUAUAUGUUGUCUCAUGGAAGCUUUGGGGUAAGAAAAGAUCAGUAUUGGCGAGCUAUUCUCACUCUUAGCUCUAUAGAAGUUGACAAGAUUAUAGAAGACUUUUCGGGAACAAGUAAAGGGAGAGUGAUGAAGAUGAUCAUCGAUUUCUACAGAGGAUCUACUCAAACCCCAUUGGCCACUCUCUCUGAUUUGCUUCAGUUCAUGCUUGCUUUCAUAUUAAAAGCUCCCAUUCAUAGAAAGACUGCAAUGACACUAGUUGCAAUGUCUUUAGAUCCUGUUUCACAUCCUAUUCUUGGAGCUGAUGAGAACACUGAGGUUUGCACAUGCCCUGAUCAGGAAUCAUCAGACGAUAGCGGAUAUGAAUCUGGCAGAGACACUGUUCUUGAUGAUCAUGAAAUAACAAUGGCGGAAAUAAAAACCCCUACAUAUUACUCAUUUGAUGAUUUGGGCAGGGGAGAAAAUUCUAGAUGGCAUGCAAGGAGGUUAAAAGAUGCAGCCAAAGCGGUUCUCAAAGUGUUUAAAGAGCGAAACAGCACUAUACCUCGCCAAGAGCUUCGGGAAGCUGUUAGAAAUAGCAUUGGUGAUACAGGAUUGAUUGAUUUCUUGCUUAAACACAUUGACAAAAUUCUAAUAGGUGACCAGAUAGUGCAGAGGUUCACAAACUCGAAAACCCGAAUGUUACAGUUUGCUCUCCGGACAAUCAAUUCCCGUGUUGCUGAGCAAGAACGGAAAAAGAAAAGGAAACUGAAACCGCAGAAAAUCAGGAAAUGGACAUCCACUACUCCUGGACUGAGUCCGUACGAUGACAUUCUCUAUCUCUAUCAGAAUCUUUUGUUAACUUAUCUACAUCCAGAUAUAUACAGUGAAGCGUCUCAGGUUAUCUUGAACUGCAAGAGCUUUGUAAAAGAAUGGUCUUACAAGGAACAAAAUCCUUUAACAGUUAGCUGCCAAGUUCUGCCUAAUCAUGAAGAAAUACUCAGAGACUUCACCCGGUUAUUACCCCCUGGUGAACUCGUGGUUGUUCCUGGAAACGCAACCAUCAGAGAACUGAAAUCUGCAGCAGAGAAAGCUCUGAGGGAUACUUACUGCAUAAUGGAGACAUUUGAAGUGUUGGAGAUAAGAAACAGGUAUCUUGAGAAGCUAGAGGACGACUUGCGUCUAGAAUCACUUGGUAAGACAGAGUUUCUGGUGAAAGGGUUUGGUCUGGACAUAUGCACUGAGUUAAGGUAUGAAGGUGGUUUUGAUGACUGGACCGUUGACUGCAAAUGCGGAGCUAUGGAUGAUGAUGGUGAGAGAAUGGUGGCUUGUGAUGUUUGCAAGGUUUGGCACCACACACUCUGCUAUUCCAUUGAAGACGACGAAGCUGUUCCCUCAGUGUUUCUCUGUUACAGGUGUAGUGGGGUUUCGAGAUCCAAAAAACGCAACUUCAGCAUCCGCUAGCCCUAGCUUGCGCAAAAAGUUAGCUUGUGUUUGGAGAAUCCAUUGUGUAUGUAUAUCG
This is a messenger RNA of Capsella rubella, 2149 nucleotides long. RefSeq names its product PHD finger protein At2g01810. The record is from RefSeq and is a predicted model, not a curated record. Lineage: Eukaryota; Viridiplantae; Streptophyta; Magnoliopsida; Brassicales; Brassicaceae. The coding region runs from base 1 to 2091 and encodes 696 amino acids. The transcript is spliced from 3 exons.